AUGAACGUCGUUUUUAUUUGUUACCAUCCAAGACCAUCGCCGGAUCGCGUGGCAUGCGAAUUGAUCAACAGCGAAUCUGGUAACCAACCAAAUAGAAUUGUUAUUUUAGAAAUUAGGCAAGUGGCACCCACCACCCACGCACGAUAUCAUUGGUACGGAUAUAGAUGUGGGGGCAGAGGUCGAAAUUUCUGUGGCGCCUUCUCAAGUAAACGGCAUACAUUUAUUGGGGUCAACGACAACAACUUUGAACAGACAGUUGACGAAUGGAUGAAUGAUGACUUAAGUGACUGUGACAUCGAAAUAGACGAUGAGUCUAUUGAGAUCGGUCUUCCAAUUAUAACCACUCGCAAUGCUUCAACAGAGCCGGCUAUUCCCACUGACUUGACGCCUUACGAAGCUAAAAUACUGGAGACUGAAGACCAGCAGAACGAUCUCGUUUUGAGAGACUUGGUGCCAAGUGACUGUUUCGAUUUAAUUGGACAAGAGACCGACAGAUUUUUACGGGACUGGAGGACCGACUUUUACUAUUUCAGAUACGACACGUAUCAUCGACAUUUUUUAUAA
Molecule: messenger RNA, 564 nt
Organism: Pieris macdunnoughi
Lineage: Eukaryota; Metazoa; Arthropoda; Insecta; Lepidoptera; Pieridae
Source: the annotation of a GenBank genome assembly